Molecule: messenger RNA, 2084 nt
Organism: Stylophora pistillata
Lineage: Eukaryota; Metazoa; Cnidaria; Anthozoa; Scleractinia; Pocilloporidae
Source: RefSeq, a predicted model, not a curated record
GUAGUAUUUGUAAGGAACUGUUUAUGUCACAAGACCAAUCAAAACGCGUUAGAGCGAGGAGAUAAGGAAAGCGUCCGAUAGAGCUUUGAAAACAACACAGUCGGGAAACUUCGACACUACUCUUAACAACCCGUUGAAAGAGUUCUUAUUUGCGAGGGCGUUUGGGUAUAGUCUUGUUAAUUUCGUUUGGUGCCAGAUUUUCGAAGGCAAACUUGGCUACAAGUCACAUAUACGUAAUUACAACUUUUACAUCAUGAAGCUAUGUUAAUAGUGCUAUGCUAAUCACUAUGCUAAUAGUUCUUUCAUAACUAACACUAAUGUUUACUCAGCUUAUUACGCAAAUCCGUAUAUAGCUGGCCUCUGCUUGCUCAAUUCAGUAAAAUCAAUGACAUUUCUGUCAAAUUUGUUUAGACACACACGAAUUUGUAAGUGACACGCUAUCAACUCCUUUACGUGUCAACGCGACGCAAAACGCAACAUUCAGAUAAACAGAGCGAUAAAUGCUAUUUAAUAGAUGCAAGUCUUUUACAAUAAUUUGAAUCAAAAGGCAUUCAACUUGUUGUCAGUUGUUUGACAUAACCGCGCUGAGCUAAAACGAAGUGGGGUUUCUUAUUCAUCAUGUCGCACAGUCGAAGGACGACAAAAAAAAUCGAGUUCAACAAGCGGGUUCGUGACAUUGUAUCGCGUGAUAGCAACCAGCUUAGGAAAACGUUUGAAAAGUUUGACAAAGAGUACGCCAGUCGCUUGGCUGAGAUCCAGAACAUGCAGGAGAAAGUUCGCCACUCUAUGAGAAAUUUGGCACAAGAAAGAAUGCAAAUGCGCCCCAAUUCUGAAAUAGCUAAUUUCCAUCGUGGUGCAAGGAGAGAAGGUGAAGUAGAAGGAGGAAAGUCAGUACAUGACGAUCGCCGAGAAGGAAGUACAAUGAUGUUCGACAACAAAUUGCAAUCAAGCGUGGAGGAACGGAUAAAGAGCAAUUCCAAAGCGUCAUUGCCAGGGAUCCACAAUACUCGUUCCGAACAUCUAGAAGUUCCAAAUCGUGCAUCUACCAGAGUCCGGCGUUUCUCGUUACCACAUCCUCCAACGUUUCUACCUGGAGGUCCGAAAGAGAGCCGAGCGUUUCCGAUCCCUGCUUCGCUGCCGAGGACAGGUAUUUCAUCCUCUUUGCCAAGAGAGGCUUUUGUGAAACCUAGUUCUGCUAAAGAUACUUUGCGAAGAAAGCAACUUCAAAGUUCAGAAACUGCGAGACAACGAAGAACCGACAGACUUUCAGUUAAUGAUCUUCCAAUUUCUUCGUCACGUUCCGAUUACUUGACGAGUGCCAAAGGAAAGUUAAGUCCACAGCUGCGUCGUAAAAUUCUUAAAGCUGAAAAUUCUCUCAAUGACAAGGAUAUCAAUAGUGAUCCUGACGAAGAAAAUAAACCAGAUCAGGAAAAAUCCUUAGGGAAUUCUGAAAUCACAUGCGGAAGCGAUACCCCUCUGAAGAAAGGUGAUGACAGAGAGCCAAAGGGGGUUAUUGAUCAUAAUAAUACGAGACCGAAAAUUCUUCUUACCAGAACACGAAGUUCGUCUCUUCCUUGUGACCCAAGUCAGUUAAAAGAUAUAAAACUUAAAGAAAACCUGAACUCUGACGUAUCCGAAUUUAUCGGGUCAGCGAAUCAUGUCGUUAGUGGCAAACGAGUGUCUUCAGCAGCACUGCCAAUUGCUACUCACUGGAAAGAAAACGAACCUGUGUCAGGACCAUUUGACGAGCUUCGUUACUGCAGAUACCUGAGAAGCAGUGAUGUAGAGGACUAACAUUACAGUGCUAGGUUGAUGUUUAGAAUGAUGCUGAUAUCAGACAAGAUUGAGAAGCUCAUAUUGAAUUUUUUUUUUGUCUGACAAUAUUUGCCCUCCAUUUGCUUUCCAAGUGUUUCUUGGUAUUCGAUUAUUUGCUCGCCAAAUGAGGAUUUUCAAAAGACACAUGAUUAAAUUUAGCACUUCUUCGUGUGUACGAAUUUUGGUAAACUGGACGUCUAUGUAAACAAACUUAACUGCGUUGUAUUUUUAAAGUUUUGAAUAACAUUAAAUUAGCGAUACUUGAGGUU